Molecule: messenger RNA, 2011 nt
Organism: Lingula anatina
Lineage: Eukaryota; Metazoa; Brachiopoda; Lingulata; Lingulida; Lingulidae
Source: RefSeq, a predicted model, not a curated record
CCGAACCAGAGAAGAGCGCCAUAUUGAAAUGCGAAAUGAAAACAAAAUUUCCGAUCAUUUAACUUUUGUGAUAUUCCAUGCGAAAAGUUCUGUGAUACAAGAUGAGUGCCAGGCCUCGCCCCAUCACUGCCACUGUGAGAACUGCCUCAUCACGCAGACAACCCACGGGACUGAGACGUAGUUAUUCCUCAGAUUCCAGUGGCUCCACGGAGUCGCUGAUCUCUGUAUUAGACCACGACAGCUACAGUGAUAGCAGUGUCUACAGUGAUGGAGAGAAAGAUGAAAAGAAAGUACAUGCUGUUGAUGAUGGAAGACAUGGCACUGUGUUUGAAAGACUUCAAGCUGAUGAAAAAUUCAGAGCACUUAGGUCAGAAUCUACGGAUUCAGAGAGUCGCACAAGAAGCUCAAAUACUAAAAGUAAAGACAAAGAGAACAAGAGAACAGCCUGGGAAGACUGGUUGGUGGAAAAAGUGAAAAAAGAAAGAGAGAGGUUAAAAAGAGAGAGGUUGAAGCUUAAAAGACUCUCUUUAGAAAAACAGAAAAAAGAAGACGAGACAAAAGAAAAAUUAAAAAAGGCCGAGGAAAACCGUGAGAAAUGGAUCAGUGAGAAGGAUUAUGAAAUCCAAAUACGGAGGAAGAUGGAGAGACAGAAAAAGAAGGCAGAGGAAGAAAUAAAAGCAGAGGAGAAAGCAAGAACUGAGCAAAAAUCAAAAGAAGUAUUUCAGGAAUGGUUUGAGAUGAAAAAACAGCAGAAGCUGGAGGAAAGGAGGAAAGCCAAAGAGGAGAAGGAGAGAAAGAAAAGAGAAGAGGAGGAAAAGAGACAACAAAGUCAGCAGGCCUUUGAGGAGUGGUGUAGAAGGGCCAAGAGGAAGUACAAGUCGCUGAAUACUAGCUUUGGUUACACUGGAGGGAAAAUGACAGGCUACCAUGACGGCAGCUCCUAUCCCGUCCCUAGUUUUAUCAACCCAAUACCAUGGCAACCGGUGGCUAUCCCAAAACCAAAACAGGAGCAAGGGAAAAGCAAGAAGAAGACAAAACCUUACAGAUGGGAUCCCAAUAAGUAUUAUUAAGUAUGUGUCUGGUGUAUUACCGUGUAUGACAACUUGUCAAAGACUGCACAACGCAGAAGGGCACGUGCAUUAAUUGGACGCAUUAUUACUGCGAGUUUGUGUUGAAAAUAAUUUGAUCAAUCUCAUUUCUUGUUGAGGUGUGUGGAUAAGUUCAGAUCAACACAGGUGAUAGGACUUUCAGUGUGAUUCCUUUAGUUCUCUUUUAAGAUCUUUUUAAAUAUCUUGCAGUGCACUUCUGCAUGUCAACAUCUUAUGGCUAAUCCUAACAUGUUAUAAUGUUAUGGGGGUUAAUUCUGUUAACAGACCAUGUAGACCACAAAAGCUCCUUUCAGAUUAUUCUGUUAUGUAACAGCCAGACUUUUUACUUAACUAUCUCUUAAAACAUUGCAAUAUUGUUAAGUACACUGCACGACGUGAGAUUUGUAAGUUUGUUUUGUCUUCAACUGUCUCGGCUCAAACAUGGGCAUGUAUGCAAUGGGUAUUUUAAGACUGUCUCAGCAGCUUUAACAAAAGCUUCAAGUUAUUUAUAUAAGUAAACAAGAUCUCUGUAGCUCUCCACAGUGUUUUUGUGUGCUUUUGGCAUUGUGAUACUAUUAUAAUAGAUUUAAUUUUUUUAUCAUUAUUUUUUCAGUUGAAAAUGUGAGAUUGUUAUUAGAAGCUUCCUUAGAUGUUUACUCUAUGUAGUAUGAAUCAUACUAUGAUGAAGCUAUAUUUAGUAACAGUAAUUACUCAAAAUAUUUGAACAACAUUUUUUGGUUAAAAAUAUCAAUUCAAAAGAAUUGAAAUUUUGACUAGCUGAUAAACUGCUAGUAACAAAUUACAGUGGACACAGUGUGUUAAACAAAUAAAAAUAAAUAAAUAAUUGCUUGUCCAGUACCCAGACUCAGUGACUGUUGUGUGUGUUACACUUGUGACCUGCUUAUUGCUCAAACCACGAAGAU